UGUAGGCCUACAGCAAGCCGCUGAGUGCAGGUAACGUUACAGUACCGCCUCUGCUGUCGGUCCGGCGAACUUGGACAACAUGCCGCUUUCAAACAGACUCGUCGCACCGCAGCAACUUUCUCUUGGCGUGUCUGGACUGAAAUGAUCAUCUGGAGCGUUUCAUCGACACAAACACAAACGCCGCACGGUCGACGCUCAACCCUGAAAGCUGAGAUGUGGACGGGACUCACCUGAGCGGACUAAAGGUUUAGAAGAGACCUUAACUUACAAACAAGCUUCUUCUUUUUUUUUUGUGUGUGUGGAUUUUAUAAAAAUGGGUGAGCUGUGGACGAACUACGUUUUCUUCAUGGCGUGUUGCUCUGGAUUAGGGUUCGGAAGCCCAAACAGAUGCGAUGAAGUGCGGAAAGUUUUCCAACUCAGACAGAUUGGACCAAAUCAAUUAUUGCCGUUAAGCCCCAGACCAGGUUCAGACCUUCAGGUGUGCAUGACCAAGAACCUGACCUGCUGCACCAAAAAGAUGGAGGAGAAGUACCAGGUGGCGGCCCGUAGAGACAUCCAGAACCUGGUCCAGACAUCCAGCUCCAGCCUCAAGUUCCUCAUCUCGCGCAACGUCGCUGCUUUUCAAGAGACCUUUGAGGUCCUGAUGAGGCAGGCGGAGAAUCGCACGAAUGCAGUCUUCCAGGAGUCUUACCGCAACAUGGCUGAUCAGGCCAUGGGCCCUGUGCGGGAACUCUUUACAGAUAUUAGUCUCUUCCUGCUGGGGUCUGAGUUCAACAUUGAUGACUUAGUGCAACGAUUCUUUGACGCUCUCUUCCCGCUGGUCUACAAUCACCUCAUCAACCCAGGCCUCAGCAACCUAUCACCAGGCUACGCUGAGUGUGUAAGGUCGUCCAGCCGGGAUGUAAGACCGUUUGGUGGGGCGCCCAGCCUCCUGGCUGAUCAGAUUGCUCGCUCUGGGUUCUCCGGGAAGCUUCUCCUUCAGGCACUGCACCUCGGCAUCGAGGUCAUCAAUACCACAGACCACUUACAGCUGAGCCGCGAGUGCAGACGGGCCCUGCUUAAGAUGCACUACUGUCCUCACUGCCAGGGCUUAACCCAGUCCAAACCCUGCAUGGGUUACUGCCUCAACGUGAUGCGAGGCUGCUUGGCAAGCAUGGCGGAGAUCGACACCCACUGGAGGGAGUUUGUUCGCUCGCUGGAGGGCCUGUCAGCACGGAUGCACGGAACUCAGGAUUUGGAGCAAGUGCUUCUGGGAGUUCACACACUGCUUCACGAUGCUGUCGGACACGCUCAGAAAAAUGGCCCCCGCCUCUCAGCACAGGUGCACAAACUGUGUGGCCCACCAAGCAGGAAGCCUGCGCAGUCAGUCCGCAUCCAGCACAGCAGCAACAGCAGAGAAUCCAUCCCUCUUAAUGCUCUUGUCAGAGUGUCAGGGGACUCGCUCGCUGUCAGGAGGAGGGACUUUCUGAACAGUCUACGUCUCUACCGUACGCUCUACGGCGGCCUGGCGGAUCAGCUGUGUGUGAGUGAGCUGGCCUCUGGUGACGGGCUGUCCUGCUGGAAUGGAACCUACAUCGUAAAAAGCUACACUCUCCGUGUGGUCGGCAACGGGAUCAAGGCUCAGAGUGCCAACCCUGAAGUGAAAGUGAAGGGAGCAGACCCUGUAAUAAAUCAGAUCAUUGACAAACUGAAACACAUCAAUCAGCUGUUACAAGGAAAGUCCAUUCCUAAACUGGGGUCACUGGACCAGAUUGAAACAGGAAGUGGAGACGCAGAGGGACGUUACAGCGGCGAAUGUGAUGAUGAAGAUGGCUGUGGUGGUUCAGGUGGUGGAGAGGUGAGGAGGAAAGUCUCCAGAGUCUCCAAAUGUAAGUCUCAUCUUUUCUUAAUUGUAUUGAACAAUUAACCUGUUAACCAUGUGAAGA
Molecule: messenger RNA, 1925 nt
Organism: Perca flavescens (yellow perch)
Lineage: Eukaryota; Metazoa; Chordata; Actinopteri; Perciformes; Percidae
Gene: gpc5a
Product: glypican 5a
Exons: 8
Coding region: 314-1906 (530 amino acids)
Biological process (GO): cell migration; positive regulation of canonical Wnt signaling pathway; regulation of protein localization to membrane
Cellular component (GO): extracellular region; plasma membrane; cell surface
Source: RefSeq, a predicted model, not a curated record